AUGGACGACACCAGCGAUAGAAGAGCAUCUGGGGUUGCUGAAAACAGGGGGGAACAUAAGAAUGCAAGGAGGAGAAGUGGAAACAAGCCAAUCGACAAUUUGUGUGAAGAAGAAGACCUUGAAGCCAACAGCGAUGAGCCCUUCCCAGAUGGCACAGCAAGGAAGAAGCCAGAACACAGGCGAUCCAGCCUUAGUAUGAGUAACAAUGGCGUGCCUGGGGAAGAAGAAGAAAAACUGGCGAAGCUCCAUUUCACUGCACAAGGCAUAUAUAUGUCUUCAAUGCAUGGUCUAGCAGCAUACAACGACGACGACUCAACGAGUGAAGCAGAGGCAAGUCAGCAGCAACAAAAUGUGAGAAUGUCCAUCGCCAGUUCUGUUGCCGCUUGUUUCCCUCGUCCUCGUCCUUUUCUUUGUUCUUUGCGCUAGGACCGUAAGCUGAAGCAGCGAUUAGAUGUUCCUCCAGAGCGUACAUUACAACAGCAAGAAACAGCCGCAGACUCAAUGCGCAGAAGCAUGAACUCACCCACUAUCAAGCGAACGUCAACCGCGGACGAGGAAGCUCCUGACCCUGUUCCAAUUGCGAGUUCGUCUCGUGCAACGUCGCCUUCUCCAAGUCACACAUCUUCGGAUAAGAAGGUCGAUGAGCUGACGCGUUUUAGAGACUUGCUACGACCUCCUUCUAUUGAAGGGCUCGGUGACUGGGGUAUACCGCCCGCACCGGACGACGACGACUGUGACCCUGCAUUAGUUGCAAAGCUUGCUCAGUUUCACGAGUUAAAGCGAGAUCCAACCAACCCUCGCCAUUUCAAUGACUCGCUGAUGUCGAACCGCUCGUUCCGAAACCCUCAUUUAUAUGCUCAGCUAGUAAACUUUGUUGAUGUUGACGAGUGUACGACGAAUUUCCCACCUGACAUUUGGGAUCCAACGGACGUGAAGGAGGAGUGGUAUGCCGAACGAAUAGCUGAAGAACAGAAAAAAAGUGAAGAAAAACAGGCAGCAAAUCAAACGCCAGGAAAACGUUCCCGUAUAGACUUCACCUCUUCGACGUCGUCUUCAUCUCGUCAAGCCUCGAACUAUGCGAAAAAUGGCGGUGGCGUGACAGGGAAUAAGUACUUGUCUUCAGCCGCCGACUCAGCGCGACCGAAUCGACAAAGUCGCUUCGCACCGUACUCAUCAGGUACAAAUGCAGCUUCAAGGGAUAGGCUGGGUGGUCGAUGGGGUUGAUUGCGAAUAUAUCCAGAGCUGAUACAGAUGUCUGAGGCGUAGUCUUGCACUUCAUCCCUGUUAGUAUAUUCUUUCGUUGGAAUACGAUGCUGAUGCAACAUUC
Molecule: messenger RNA, 1327 nt
Organism: Fomitiporia mediterranea MF3/22
Lineage: Eukaryota; Fungi; Basidiomycota; Agaricomycetes; Hymenochaetales; Hymenochaetaceae
Product: HCNGP-domain-containing protein
Exons: 5
Coding region: 502-1224 (240 amino acids)
Biological process (GO): regulation of DNA-templated transcription
Cellular component (GO): nucleus
Source: RefSeq, a predicted model, not a curated record